Molecule: messenger RNA, 1658 nt
Organism: Musa acuminata subsp. malaccensis (wild Malaysian banana)
Lineage: Eukaryota; Viridiplantae; Streptophyta; Magnoliopsida; Zingiberales; Musaceae
Source: RefSeq, a predicted model, not a curated record
CUUUACACCUCUUCUUCCUCCCUCUAAACCCACCCCACAACAUUCUUUCACCCUCUUCGUCUCUUCUCUUCAUAGCCGACCUCUCCCUCCUCUACCCCUCUUCUUCCUGCCUCUAAACCUAUCUCACAACAUUCUUUCACCCUCUUCCUCUCUUCUCUUCGUAGCCGACCUCUCCCUCCUCUACCCCUCUUCUUCCUCCCUCUAAACCUACCCCACAACAUUCUUUCACCCUCUUCCUCCUAAAUUUUCUCCUCCUCUCUAUACCUCCCUCUAAUCACUCCUCAAGGUCUCUUCUUCCUCUUCUCUCAUAAGCCUAGGACUCUCAUCCCUCCUACUAGGCUAAGGAUCAAGUUAAGAGCAUAAUCAAUCUUCUUGGUGAUUAAGAAAGAGUCUUAACUUGGCAAAAGACUAACUACAAAGUCAUGGCACCUAGAAGAUUCUCAAGGGUUAAAGAAAAGAGGAGAAUAGAUGAAACCUAUGAUACCACCCUAUUUGAUUCCUAUGAACAUGCUCUAAAAUUUUCAACAUUUGAAUCUAGGAUUGUCCACAAAGGAAAGUAUGUUGACCUAGAAGAUUUGGGUGAACUAGAAACAAUCCAAUGGUUUGCUAACUUAAAUGCUCUUCCGAUUCUUCAAAUUAGUGAACUUAUCUACCCAAGGCUAGUUAGAAUGUUUUACAAUAAUUUACAUGUAGAUGAAAAUGAUAGGACAUCUACUUAUCUUCUAGGACAUCAUAUACCUAUCACAGAUGGUAUAAUCUGUAACAUCUUAGAUAUUACUAAAAAAGAACAAAAUUAUUUUUUUCGAGGACAAUGGAACAUCGAGACCAUUGGGGUCACCUAUCAGAAGGCCAUUAGCACUAUUUUUGGAAACCCCAACCUAUCUAUUAUCCCAAAGAGUUGUGAGCAUUUUUUACCAUUUAAUACUAAGUUGCUUCAUCAUAUCUUGAUUAGUAUCUUGCUUCCUAAACAACAUCAUCUGGAUGAAGUUAAUACUUUGGAAAUAAAUACCAUGUAUUGGAUUAUGACAGGACGUGAUUAUUGCUUUGGUUACCUCAUACGUCAAAACAUGAUUGAUAUAUCUAGGAAGGAUAUAAUGCUUCCAUAUGGAGGCCUGAUUACCAGACUUUUACAUGCACAUGACAUAACUAUCUCACCAGAUGAAGAAACCAUGAAACUAGAUAAAUUCAAUAUCAUUAAUAGAAAUCUAUUGAGAAGAUUGAGGUGUAUUGUAAUUAAUGAAAUAUGGACUAGAUUACCUAGAAGAAUUGAUCCUCCUCCACCCAAGCCUGUACCAAACACACCUAUACAUAAGGGCAGUCAUUCUCCUCUUACUAGUCCCUUUGAGGCGAUACCUCCAACGGAUGCAGCACCUUCUUCAUCUUCUGAGAUUAUAGCAACUCGAUUGGACCGUUUAGAGCUUCGUCAAGACCAGAUUUUGACUGAGAUACAGCAUAUUCAUCAGCGUCUUGAUACCUUUAAUGCAUACUUUCAUACUUUAUUUAGACAUUUUGGAUUGCCAAAAUCCGAGUAGAUAUUUCACCUUUUUAUUGAUGAGAAAGGGGGAGAAUUAGUAACUAUGCCUAUCUUUACCUUUUGAUGAAGUAGUACUUUUUUUUAUGUUAAAUUAGAAAAAUUAUGUUAUGCCAUAUUUAACUUA